AAAAGCUGCUAGCAUCAUCAAGUGGGGCCCCGAGCUUGGGUCUCGCGCCGCGUCUCGAGCCUCGCAAGCCUGGUGCCGGCGCCGCCUUUCCGACAGGGGAGAGAGGAAAGAGAAGGAAGAAAAGAAAAUAUCGCCGGCAUCGGCGACGAACGCGGAGCUGCACGGCAGCAAUGCGAUCGUCAGAGCACGCAUCUCGACGGUGAGAUCGGAAGCUUGACGACGACGACGCCGGCACUGCAGGGAAGCCGGUGAAGCACUUCGGGACCGCCGCGUAGUCGUCUUGACAGUCCGGUCCUGAGACAUCGACGACACGAUCCAAGAUGAAGAUCGAGAGCUUGCUCGUACGGCAACUCAUCAGCGAGUUCCUCGGAACAAUGAUUCUAAUCACGAUCGGCGAUGCUAUCAUGGCCAUCAUCAUCGCCGGUGACAACGAGUCCCUCGCUGCCUGCGUGGGACCCCUAGGAUGGGGCGUCGCCAUCUACGUGGCCGUACAGAUCGCCGGAGGCGUCUCAUCCCACCUGAAUCCUGCCGUGACACUGGCCCAGGCGUCCGUGCGCAAGUUUCCGAUCGCCAAAGUGCCGCUCUAUUUCGCGGCACAGUACCUGGGUGGCUUCGUCGGCGCGGCGCUUGUGUUUGUCACCUACAAAGACGCUAUUGAGCACUUCGACCAGGGAGUCCGCCAAGUGACGGGAGAGAAGUCCACGGCCGGUAUAUUUGCAACUUACCCCAAACCACACGUCUCCACGCUGACGUGCUUCAUCGAUCAGGUCAUCGCGACGGGCAUAAUGAUGGUGUGCUGCGAGGCCAUCGGCGACCCUCGCAACUUCGGGGGCAUCCCGCCACAUAUUCACCCAAUCUGCUUGGGCCUCUUGAUCAUGGCUCUUAUCUUCAGUUUCGCCUACAACUGCAUGUGCCCGCUCAAUCCCGCCAGAGAUAUCGCGCCACGCCUAUUCACACUCAUGGCCGGAUGGGGACCCGAAACGUUCACUCUACGCGGCGGGAACUACGUGUGGGUUCCACUGCUCGGCCCUCACAUCGGCGCCAUACUCGGCGUCUGGCUCUACAAGGUGGCUAUCGGUGACCACUGGCCCGACAGGCCGAAGCCAGCCUCAACGAAUGGCAAGGAGACGAAGGAGGACCUGGUGGAGACGCUGUACAAGGUCGACGGCGACAAGAUGGUGCUCGAGCUGGAACCGGCCCAGCAGCACCAGAGGCUGUGAAACCUCGUGCGUGCCUCCGCUGCCAUACAGUACCGCUCGAAGCUGCGCCGAACGGCUAGCGUUACGCCCGCAUGCUUGUCCAGAUGGGCCAACAGCGGGUGUCGCUUCGGCGGCGGUGUCCCUCCCUUCUAGAUGACAACGCAAGCCGUUCGCCCCCCUUCGUACCUAUACUCACGAGCUGUUCUUCCGAACGAAUCCUGGCAACCCUGCUGAUCAUUGUGUAGCCUGCCGGGCCUGGAGUAGCCCUGCGGAUCACUCCUGUGGACGGAUGACGGCACAGGAAAGCGAAGAUCUGCGCGCAACAGCGCGCCACACUUCAUUUCGACGAGAUUGGGCCGUCGUGAAUGAUGGCCUCGAAAACGUCGCUAGGCCUUUUUCAUGGUGCAUUUCGAGUGUUUACAACACGAUCCGAUACGAGACUACUAAGCCUACUUCCAAACUAAAGAGCAUGGGGGAAGAAAUGAACUAGGAGAGAGAUUUACGUCGCGCGGCCAGCCUUGACGAGCGAAAGUCCCGGGGCAGCCAUUUUUCUCCAUCUUGUACCUCGCAGUACCGUCCUAACACGUGACCUCUUAGGAGACAGCGUAUUGGAUAGUGUUUGUUAGGCUGCGCUGCCGUGUCUUUCCGCCUGCACUCGUGCUUAUGACGUUGUGACCAGGUCUUUGGCCUAUACCCUAUAACUUCGAUCGUGUUGCGCUGCGGUCUCUCCUGUUUAUGCCUUCCUCAAUGCCAGACAGCCAGGGGUUGGAAGAUAGAAACCUUUUUGAAUUAAAAGAAAUUUAUCACAGAAGCUGCUAUACCGACACUCAGGCUGGUGUUUCAACGGGCGGAGCUAUGUUUGUCAAAGGUGGCCUUGUCAGCUUUGUAAUCACUAAUUAGCUUUAUGUGAUCAGUGUAUAGUGAGGUAACGUGCCACGUGUAAUGUUCCCGGCACUUCUAUUUGCAGUGUGGUACGGUCUCCAGUGAAACGAAGUGACGUCACUCCACUAACAUUACACAUGUGCAACAUGCCAAUGGUAGCAGGCUACGUUCGACGGGGAUAUGUUCGCCCAUCAAAAUACUGACCGCCGUGUACGAAGUGAUUGUCCGGGUUUAUAUUGCUUUAUAUAUGUCGCGCAUGCCUACAUAUGCUUGAACACGAGGUGUUUUGACAGCCCGACCGGAAUUAACACAUCGAAAGUAAUGUUCCGCCAGAAUAAACUGCAGCACAUUGUCGAUGUAUGCGGACAGGGUUUUUUUCUAACAGCGCUUGACAAAUCACGCGUCAGCUUUAUGGAUACAGAGUGUCGAUGGUUAUUUCUGGGUGUAAUAGAUAGAUAUGUUUCUGGGUGUAAUAGGUCACCUCAAGUUGUUUCAUUUUUGCAUGAGUGAAUGUCGCGUUUUUAUUUUAUUCACGACUAGCAAGAUAGGCACCUCUUUCAUACACUUUUCUUAAAGAGUUAGUGGAUUGCCUAGCAAGUUUAACAGGAUGACGUACACUCAUAAAUAGAGACGGAUGUUCUGCAAGAGUAUAUAGAUAGUUUUUUGACCACGCACUUGAACUUGACAGUUGUGAAGCAGAGCUCGAACGCUAGGCAAAAGAAUGAUGCCGUGGCACAAAAAAAAAAAAAGCGUUAGACGGAACAACAGCUACGUAAGACUGUACUUUACGAACUUAGCGGAGCACUGACCGCGGUAGGCGUAUUAACUUCAGCAAUACUAUGAAUAGGCGAAGUCCUGCUCAAAAUUAAGGCUUGCUCAGUAACACUAAAGAAGUAAAAUUGUCCGAGAAACAACGCCGAUUCUGCUCCAAGCCACAAUUAUGAUGUGAAGUCUCGUAACGAUUUCAUUUUUGGGAUCUCUAAUUUUAUUUAAAAAUAACAAGUGUAAAUCUGGCUGACUUUUUUUUCGCAAAAAAGCAAAUGGUUUCUUUUGAAAACUGCGUUGAGUUGGCUUGCGCAUAUGCCCAAAAUACAAAUGAGUAGGAAAGUUCAUUUCGUAAAGUGCAAUAAAAAAUGCUCACGGUCUUGUAUACUGAAGUUGUAUGAGUUUUGUAAGCUUUUCUUUUCUUUUUUUAGAGCUACAAUAGUACCAUCAAUAGAUUAUAUUGUUGAAGCUGAUGUAAGCGAGAAAAGAUUGUGCUCAAGUAAACUACGAUCUCUCAAUAGUCCGCUAUAGCUGCAUUAUUGAAUUCAGUCACAAAAUACAGGUAUUGUCGUGGUCACGUACCUUAUACGCAAGAGUCUGAUGAAAGUUCGAUCGACAACACGGUUACAACGCAGCGAAACCUGAGGCAUAAAUUACGGCUGAUGCUUAAGACAGGAAAAAAAAAACAAAUCUACGCGAGCUCUGGCUUUUUCGUUGUUGAGACAAACUUAGUUGUUAAGAGAACGUGCGACAAAUGACUUUGGUUGAGUAGAUGGCAAUGAAGGUCGUCCAAAUGUAACAGACUUGAAUCAGUACACACAAAGAUUAAGCGUGAAACGCCAGACACUGUGUUAAAUGUGCCAAGAUUUAAAAUAAAUGUGAACAUCUCCUACUGCGACUUUUUGCACUGGUGCAAAGAUUCCUGAGGAUAAAGUGGCACCAGCCAAUGUUUAAGGUAGACCCGACGUUUUGGGUUCGGUUUGGUCACUUCCUCAGAGAUCAACCUGAUCAAAUUGAUUCCGCAACGUGGGGACAACCUCAAAAUUUGAGCGGUGAUACUAUAGACUCGAGGAGCCAAUUUACUUUUGUGUAAUGAAAACAUCAACUGUAUUUACGUCAAUUACAUUUGUAACAACACAUACUUAGAUCAUACCGCGCAUGAACAGCUGUCAAAUACAUGUUUCAUUUCGACGACGUCAAUUCAGUGAAGCGGAGCAGUGCAAAGCUUGGAAGGCAGUAGAGAGUGUAAAUUGAAACGCAGUUCUACCUGACGUUGUUCUUCGAUUUGCAACUAAGUGGGCAGCAAGAAAUGCCAGCAUGUAAACAUCUAGGGCUGGUUUAAGAAAGCUUUUCGUAUACGUGAGAUCGGCGCAUCGUUCGUUAACACCUUGACUUCUCUACUCGCUGUCGAGGCGGACCUUGCGAUUUGAUCUCACAUACGAUCGACCUUGUGUGUGCGUGGCCGUUGACUUAAGUGUAGGUAUUUGUAUUAAGAAGCAUGUUUUUGUGUGUAACGCGUCAUGUGUGUUAGCGUCGUCAUCGCGAAGGUUUACAGUGUCGUUAAGUAUGAACUUUGUGAUGAACGGAAACAGACUUAGAACAGCGCAAAGUACAGGACGGUGAGACAUCUGCAUGGGUCAAAUUAUGUGCGUUUGUGUCUGUCGCUGAUUAGUAUAGUUCAUUUUGAACGCGCUUCACUUAGUUUGGCCGUGUACGAGUCGCGCUGUUUCUUCUAGCCUGUCAAUAUGCGCAGAGCAUGCCUGCUUUGAAUUUGUGAUAUAUUUCACUUCUCUGGAUGGCAAACCGGUGAAUGAGCCGUCGCUGGCGAUGCUCAUGUGUUGUAUCAAAGUGUCGUUUCUGCCGCAGCUUGUAGCCCCUAUUUUUGCUGAAACCAACGCUUUGAAAAGUCAAGUAAUAAAACC
Molecule: messenger RNA, 4768 nt
Organism: Rhipicephalus sanguineus (brown dog tick)
Lineage: Eukaryota; Metazoa; Arthropoda; Arachnida; Ixodida; Ixodidae
Product: aquaporin-9
Exons: 7
Coding region: 321-1220 (299 amino acids)
Biological process (GO): glycerol transmembrane transport; water transport
Cellular component (GO): plasma membrane; basolateral plasma membrane
Molecular function (GO): water channel activity; glycerol channel activity
Source: RefSeq, a predicted model, not a curated record